GCGGCGCUGCCCAGCUCAGUGGCGUCCGGAGCCGCCGAGCACCUGUGAGUUCGCGGAAGUCCUGCUAGAUUCCAGCCGGGCCCAGCCCGGCCGAACCCGACCCGACCCCCGCGCGGCCCGCCAUGGGCCCUCCGUGCCGCAGCCUCUCCGCGCUCCUGCUGCUGCUGCAGGUCUCUUCGCGGCUCUGCCAGGAGCCGGAGCCCUGCCGUCCCGGCUUUGGUGCCCAGAGCUACACGUUCACGGUGCCCCGGCGGCACUUGGAGAGGGGCCGAGUCCUGGGCAGAGUGAGUUUUGAAGGAUGCACUGGUCAGCCGAGGACAGUCUAUGCUUCUGAUGACACCCGAUUCAGAGUGGGCACAGAUGGUGUGGUUAUGGUCAAGCGGCCUCUACAGCUUCAUAAUCCGGAGAUGAGUUUUCUUGUCCAUGCCUGGGACUCCAGCCGCAGGAAGCUCUCUACCAAGGUUACCGUGAAGGCAGCCACGCACGAGCACCACCGCCACCACCACCACCAUGAGGCUGUCUCUGGAACCCAUACAGAAGUGCUCACAUUUCCCAGCUCCCACCAUGGUCUUAGAAGACAGAAGAGAGACUGGGUUAUCCCUCCUAUCAGCUGCCCAGAAAAUGAGAAAGGCCCAUUUCCUAAGAAUCUGGUUCAGAUAAAAUCUAACAGGGACAAAGAAACCAAGGUUUUCUAUAGCAUCACUGGCCAAGGAGCCGACACACCCCCUGUUGGUGUGUUUAUUAUUGAAAGAGAAACAGGAUGGUUAAAGGUGACAGAGCCUCUGGAUAGAGAAGAAAUUUCCAAGUACAUUCUCUUCUCUCAUGCUGUGUCUUCGAAUGGGAAUGCAAUCGAGGACCCGAUGGAGAUUGUGAUCACGGUGACAGAUCAGAAUGACAACAAGCCCGAGUUCACCCAGCUGGUCUUUGAAGGGUCUGUCAUGGAAGGUGCUCUUCCAGGAACCUCUGUGAUGCAGGUCACGGCCACAGAUGCAGACGAUGACGUGAAUACCUACAAUGCUGCCAUUGUGUACUCCAUCCUCAGCCAAGAGCCUAUGCUGCCUCACAAGCAAAUGUUCACCAUCAACAGGGACACGGGAGUCAUCAGUGUGCUCACCACCGGGCUGGACCGGGAGAGUUUUCCCACAUAUACCCUAGUGGUCCAGGCUGCUGACCUUCAAGGUGAGGGCUUAAGUACAACUGCCACAGCCGUGAUCACAGUCACUGACGCCAAUGACAACCCUCCCGUCUUCAACCCCACCUUGUACGAGGGGCAGGUGCCUGAGAACCAGGCUGAUGUCCUAAUCACCAGACUCAAAGUGACGGAUGCCGACGUCCCCAACACCCCGGCAUGGGAGGCCGUGUACACCAUAUUAAAUGAUAAUGAGCAGCAAUUUGUUGUCACCACAGACCCAGUAACCAAUGAAGGCAUUUUGAAAACAGCUAAGGGCUUAGAUUUUGAGGCCAAGCAGCAGUAUAAUCUGUUUGUGACCGUGAAGAAUGUGGCCCCCUUUGAGGUCACUCUCUCCACCUCCACAGCCACUGUCACCGUGGACGUGAUGGAUGUGAACGAAGCCCCCAUCUUUGUGCCUCCCCAAAAGAGAGUGGAAGUGCCUGAAGACUUCGGCGUGGGCCUGGAAAUCACAUCCUACACUGCCCAGGAUCCCGACAAGUUUAUGGAACAGAAGAUAACGUAUCGGAUUUGGAGGGAUGCUGCCAACUGGCUGAAGAUUAAUCCUGACACUGGUGCCAUUUCCACUCAGGCUGAGUUGGACAGAGAGAACUUGGAGCACGUGAAGAACAGCACGUACACGGCCCUCAUUAUAGCCACGGACAACGGUUCUCCACUUGCUACUGGAACGGGAACCCUUCUUCUGAUCCUCUCCGAUGUGAAUGACAAUGGCCCUAUACCAGAACCUCGAAAUAUGGACUUCUGCCAGAAGGAUCCGCAGCCUCAUAUCAUCAACAUCAUUGACCCAGAUCUUCCCCCCAACACAUCCCCCUUCACAGCAGAACUAACACAUGGGGCAAGUGUCAACUGGACCAUCGAGUACAAUGACCCAGCCCACGAAUCUCUUGUUUUGAAGCCAAAGAAAAUCCUAGAGUUGGGUGACUACAAAAUAAAUCUCAAGCUCAUGGAUAACCAGAACAAAGACCAAGUGACCACCUUAGAUGUGGCUGUGUGUGACUGUGAAGGGGCCGUCACCAACUGUGGGAGGAACAGGCAGGUUGCUGAAGCAGGAUUGCAGGUUUCUGCCAUUCUGGGGAUUCUUGGAGGCAUCCUUGCUUUGCUACUCCUGAUUCUGCUACUUCUGCUAUUUCUUCGGAGAAGAGGGGUGGUCAAAGAGCCCUUACUGCCCCCAGAAGAUGACACCCGGGACAAUGUUUAUUACUAUGAUGAAGAAGGAGGUGGAGAAGAAGACCAGGACUUUGACUUGAGCCAGUUACACAGGGGCCUGGAUGCUCGGCCCGAAGUGAUUCGCAAUGAUGUGGCGCCAACCCUCUUGAGUGUACCUCAAUAUCGGCCCCGCCCAGCCAAUCCUGAUGAAAUUGGAAACUUCAUUGAUGAGAACCUGAAGGCAGCCGAUAGUGACCCCACUGCCCCCCCUUACGACUCUCUGCUCGUGUUUGACUAUGAAGGAAGCGGUUCUGAAGCUGCUACUCUGAGCUCCCUGAACUCCUCGGAGUCGGACCAAGACCAGAACUACGACUACCUGAACGAAUGGGGCAAUCGCUUCAAGAAGCUGGCGGACAUGUACGGAGGUGGCGAGGACGACUAGGGGACUCGAGACAGAUAGGGAAAGAGAUGGGUCCCUAUACUCAUGGGAUGGCAAAUGCAGGAAUAAUGUUUCUGGUUUUUCAGUUCCCUUCACUUGAGAUGAGCUUCUGGGGAAGAGAGACUGAUCAGUGAGGUAGUUAGGAUAGUUAGGAUUUCCACUUUAUAGAUCUAAUCUGUGUCUUAGAAAGAUUUUGACUUAUUCCUUGAAUCUUUUUGUUCUUUCAUCAUUCCGUACAUGGUGAUGAUGUCCAAAAGACCCCCAAAUGUCAAUAUUUCAAAAGAAUAGCUUCAACCUUAGAAGGUUCUGCUAGCAACUGGUGGAUUUCCUUAAGGGCUUUGUCUCAUUUUUAAAAGGAAGCGGAGGGGUCAACUGCCCUAUUGUUUCAUAUAUACAAAAAGUUAUUUUUAAUUCAUGUGUUGUUUUUUUUUUCUCCUAUCACUGCACUGAUGUCCCAUGUUCUGAUAUCCUGUUCUACUCCUUCUGAAUUGACAUCGUUCCUGACAGGAGCUCUCUGAUGCAGAAAUCAUUGGGUCCUUGUAGGGCAAUAGCCUUGUGUCUUAGUCUGGCCAUAUCUUAAGCCCUUUAACGGUUUUCCUUUUUCAUCUCCUGAGUAGGUAACUUGAAAUGGGCAUCCAUUCAUAGUAAGAAUGUUUGUUAUGUGAAUGUUAUUAUGGGUACUUUGGUUCUAAACAGGGAACUUGACCGGAAAAUGUGAUGAGUUUUCAGGUGCCACUUAACUGUUAAUGUUCAUUCAUCAUAAAACAAGAGUGAUACAUUCCGAGACUCAGGAUAGUGCCUAAAGCACUGCACCCAAAGACAGAAGGCAGCUUGUCACAGCAGAGGGGAAACAUGGAAACGGGGCUUGGAGAUGGUGGGAGAGAUUGUCAUUGAGCCUGACAAUUUACCAAACUGAGAGUGAAGAUGCUUAAAGUGGCAUUACCUCCAGCCCUGAAAAUUCUGGAAGAAUGGAGGAAUCUCAACAUGUCUUUCCUACCAAGAGCCUUAUACUGUGGUUUGUGUCUGAAGCCCAGAAUCUCCAAGUGCCUGCCUUUGUUGACAUCUACAGAAAAUGCUGGCUGAUCUGGACACAUUUGCCCCAAAUUUCUUAGGAGCAGGAAGAAAACACUGUUUUGAAGGGUGUUAGCAAGGGGAGGUAUGGAGGUAGGGGGAACCUUGAUUUGGAUCUUCUUUAGGUUGAAAUGCGACCUUCAAGAAACUUGACAACCACAGAAAAGAAUUUUAUUUAAAUUGCUUUACUGUCUGUCAGCUGUUUUUAGAAGAAAAAAAAUCAUCCCUACAAUCACUUCUUGGAAUUGUCUUGCUUUUUCAACAAUUUAAACUCUAUCUAAUGUAGUUCUGUGUAGUAAAUGUCACUACUAAAUGUCACUACUAAAUGUAGUUUUGAGUGUAUAUGUGUGUGGGUGGUGAUAAUUUUGUAUUUUCUU
Messenger RNA from Equus caballus (horse), 4222 nucleotides. RefSeq names its product cadherin 1 (gene CDH1). The record is from RefSeq and is a predicted model, not a curated record. Lineage: Eukaryota; Metazoa; Chordata; Mammalia; Perissodactyla; Equidae. Gene Ontology annotation, cellular component: adherens junction; flotillin complex; catenin complex. Gene Ontology annotation, biological process: calcium-dependent cell-cell adhesion; cell-cell junction assembly; homophilic cell-cell adhesion. Gene Ontology annotation, molecular function: calcium ion binding; cadherin binding.